Molecule: messenger RNA, 2925 nt
Organism: Lutzomyia longipalpis
Lineage: Eukaryota; Metazoa; Arthropoda; Insecta; Diptera; Psychodidae
Exons: 3
Coding region: 793-2796 (667 amino acids)
Cellular component (GO): extracellular region
Source: RefSeq, a predicted model, not a curated record
GAAGAUGGUCAAAUUCAAAAUGUUUCCAACUAUAAACUGUUUGCACUUUUGCUGAAGAUGGAACGCAAUUUGCAACGUGAAUGCAGAAAAUUGCAAUCAAAUGUUGCAGGAGAAUUACCAAAAAAUUCUUCAUGAAGAAUUUUGUGGCUUUCUCAGAUGAAAACGAAUUCUUCCUAAUACUGGAAGUUUUUUUCUCACACUAAACUAGCUGAUUGUUUUGGCAUCGGUCUUAUAUAGCAUCAACAAAUAUGAAACUAAUACGACACGCGAAAUCGAAAAUAAGAGAAUGGGUUUGUUGACCAGCAAAAAUUGAUUUUUAAUGCAAAAUUUUCAGUAAGAAAAUGGGCGAGUCUCUUCUCUAUAUUUCUUCUGGAUUAUUCUAUUUAAGAAAGAUUUAAAAAUAAAAAGAGAAUUUGUGUACUUAAAAGAAUUCUUUAGACGUUUUGUUACUGUUCUAAUUAACUUUUCCAUUACUCUCAAACAGAAAAUCUUAUAAAAGCUCAAUAUUCUAGAGAAAUCCAAUGAAUAUUUUACACAGAAAAUUUACAAAGUAAAGUGAAUAUUCCUAAUUUAGAGAGAGAAACGGGUUCCCUUGUCCAAUUUAUGCAUAGUUCUGGAUUCUGAAGAAAUCUUUUGAUUAUAUGCAUAAGCCAAUUCAGGUGGUCAAUAAACUCAUUUACAUUAAUUUUCGGGCUUCUCUGGUACGUUUGUUUUCUCUAUAAAAGAUCACGCACUUCUCGGGGCCCUUUCAGUCGUCAACAUCCAAUUCUUGUGCUGAGAAAGAAAUUCACAAUGGUGCGGUUAUUGGGAACCAGUGUGUUCCUCUUGUUUGCAUUCGGUUUCAUUGGGAUUACAAAUAGUAUCCCAGCUACGGGACAAGUGAAAGUUCUCUACAGUUGGAGUCCUUUUACUUAUGCUGAUUUACCUCAUAGUGAAUAUUCACAGGUGGAUGGAUACAAUUACUACAUCCCCAAAUACAAUCUUCCCACCGCUGUGUCUCUACACAUUAAGACUGGAUGCAUGUUUAUGCCAAUUUUGAGAUCGAAUCCAGGCAUCCCAGCUACAGUUACGUGGUUCAAUUCAAACGAUUAUCCGAAGGGAUCUUCUCCAGUUCUUCGGGGAUUCCCAACGUAUGAGGAUAAUUACGUUCCUGGGUGGUUUGGGGUGAAUACCCUUGAAAAUGAUGAUUAUUUGCACAACAUUUAUCCCGGUUAUGAUGGACGUUCAGCGGAUACAGUUGAAGGUGAGGAAGAAAAGGUUGUGGAUAAAGUUAAGAGGGAAGAUGAACCAGCAAAAGAGGAGGCGAAGAAGGAAGAAAUUUUAAAGGAAGAGAAGGAAAAGGCUGAGGAGAGCAAAGAUAAGAAGGAGGAAAUUGCUGAAGAGAAGCGUGAUGAAAAGCCUGAGGUGAAGCCUGAGGAGAAACCAGAGGAGAAGUUUGAAGAAAAGCGCGACGAUAAAGAAGCUGAAAAGCAAGAUGAGAUUGUAAAUGAAGAAGGGAAAAAAGAAGAAAUCGCAGAUGAAGAUGAAGAAGAUGAAGAAGCUCGUAAGAAGCAUAAGCCAGGGGGAAGUCACUACAAUAAGCCAGGUGGAAGUCAUUACAAUAAACCAGGAAGUAGUCAUCACAACAAAGGCCCCAAUGUUGUCUAUGUCCCGGUUCCGGUUCCUGCACCCGCUCCUGUACCAGUUCCAGUACCAGCACCACCAGCAACGAAGCCUCCAUACAAGCCUGUUUAUAAACCAGACUACGAGUAUGAACCAGAGUACAAACCAACUUAUAAGCCAAAACCCACUUAUCCGACUAAACCAACUUAUCAGCCAACUUAUCAACCAACCUACAAACCAACUUACAAGCCAACAAAGGCACCAUCACGAGAUCUCUAUCACUUCGUUGCAGUCUACUACACCAACAUGGAUAAUCAGUGCGAUCGCCUCUUCUUCGUUGACUACGGGGUACAGCGUCAAUUUGGUAGGGUGAUCUACACCCGUCGUCCUGUUCUGUGGGCUUUCCCCAUCAAUGAGUGCAGUGCAAAGGGUUUGAACCAGCCACCAGUACUGAAGGUGACGAUCCCAGACAAAGUUUUCAAUGACCCAACAGGAUUCUCAACUGCUGCCAUUGAUAUCUAUGGUGGAUGCAAUGAAUUUGCCGUGUACAUUGCAAAUUGCUACGACAACACAAUCAUUGUCUACGAUAAUGUGAAGAGAUACUUCUGGUACUACCAGAGUGAGACAUUCCAACCUGGAGCUGAGAGAUCUCUCUACACUGGCUCUCUUCCACCGCAAGAUUCCUACAAUUUCGGUGUAAUGGGUCUUGCUUUGGGAGCAACAACAUCAUACACCUACAAGGAUCUGUACUAUGCACCAGGAUCAAGUUAUGGAGUUUUCAAGACUACAACGGACGUUAUUAGGAACAAGUACGGAGCUCCUGGAGAUCCAUCAUCAUCAGCCUUCUCGUUCCUUGGAUAUGGAGGAAUUGAGAAUCAAUCUAUUAUGCUCUUUGACGAUCAGACUGAGGUCUUAUUCUUUAUCCACUUGCUGUCUAAUACACUACAGUGCUGGAAUACGAAUGCCCCAUUAGAGGAUGGCAAUGUUGUUACUCUCUUCAGUGAUUUGGAGUUUGGAGUAGAUAUGUUGCUUGAUGGUGAUAGAAAUCUUCGAUUCUUGCUCUACAAUGGCGAUGGAUUGAUGUUAUUCGACCAAGGCAGAACUACCAAUCCAUUCUAUCAGCUCUACUACGUCAAUAUUGAUUAUGUUAUUAAGGGUACUGCUUGUGACCCCAGCAAUGUUAGAAAAGUCUAAAAGAAGCUCUUACUUUAUGCUUUCUUUUUGAGAAGAAUAAAAAUAAUAAUAUUAAAUUUCAUUUUUAUGUAAUCCCCAUGAUUAUGUUUUAUUAUGAAUUUAAUAUCUAAUAAAGAAAUUUAAACAGUU